Molecule: messenger RNA, 603 nt
Organism: Phalaenopsis equestris
Lineage: Eukaryota; Viridiplantae; Streptophyta; Magnoliopsida; Asparagales; Orchidaceae
Product: protein OPAQUE1-like
Exons: 5
Biological process (GO): actin filament organization; vesicle transport along actin filament
Cellular component (GO): vesicle; cytoplasm; myosin complex
Molecular function (GO): actin filament binding; ATP binding; microfilament motor activity
Source: RefSeq, a predicted model, not a curated record
AUGGUUUGGGCCUCCAGGAAGGUAGCAAAAAGGUUUUUAGAGAGUGGGAUUGUAGGAUGGCAGCAAGGGGAUGCUGGUGCUAGCAAAGGGAUGGCGAGACAUUGCCCGAACAGCGAGAAGGCUGACUGCCUUGGGCUUUGGCAGCAAGGAAGAUGGGGCUGGGCUGCGGAGAGGAAUGAAGAGGACUCGGACGGAAAAAGAGCUGAUUGUGGAUUUCAGUUGCUCUUGCUCACUCGUAGGAAAUAUACUUUAAAAAUUGAAGUGAAGCCAUUGGGUAUAAUCUCUCUUCUGGACGAAGCUUGUAUGUUUCCUAAAUCAACAAAUGAGUCAUUUACAACAAAGCUUUUUCAAAGCUUCCGUAAUCAUUCAAGAUUGGAAAAACCAAAAUUUUCAGAGACAUAUUUUACUGUUUCCCAUUAUGCUGGAAAGGUUACUUAUCAAACAGAUACAUUUUUAGAUAAAAAUCGAGACUAUGUUGUUGCGGAACAUCGCAGUUUGCUUUCUUCCUCCAAAUGUCAUUUAAUUUCUGGGCUUUUUGCGUCAUUUUCGGAGGAUGCUUUAAGAUCAUCAUAUAAAUUUUCUUCUGUCGCUUCAAGAUUUAAG